Molecule: messenger RNA, 3864 nt
Organism: Volvox carteri f. nagariensis
Lineage: Eukaryota; Viridiplantae; Chlorophyta; Chlorophyceae; Chlamydomonadales; Volvocaceae
Exons: 8
Coding region: 1-3864 (1287 amino acids)
Source: RefSeq, a predicted model, not a curated record
AUGGCUUUCAGCCAUGGGUGGAUGAUUGUGGUCCUUUGUCUGGUGAGGACGCUUGAAAUCUAUGCGCCCGUAGGCACCCCUAAUGCUGUUGGCACCUCAGGUGUCGAACCGCCUCGCCCAAAAGAGCCACCAACAGCUUAUAUCCGUGCCCAAGUCCCGGAGCCGGCGCCAUAUGCGGUUGCCAACGAUACGCGCGCUGGGUUUAUGAGCCCGCCGCGGCGGGCUGGCGAGGCCGCCGGCGGCGGCAGCGUCGUUAAAGACGUGGGUACCUCAUACCUGAUCUCUGCGCGCAAACCUGGCAAACGGCCCGCAAGUGAGCUACACGACCAGGAGCCACCACCUCCCUUCGCGGAGCUCAGCCGGCUGCCUUCCAGCAGCAAUUACCAGCACUUCACCCCAGCCGCAGCGCCCCGCGAGACACCCCUUGACAGCUCGGAUUACCGCUCUAGCAAGCGCCACCAUGGAAGUGCCUCCGUUGGGCCCCACACCGGCCCCUGGUGGCUGAAGCCCAACGCUGGCGCCCGCACAACCGGCGCCCCGCCGUCUCUGCCGCCGCCACGCAACCCUCAACUUUCAACAGAUUCGUUUCGGUGUGGAAUUACACCGUUCAGCUCUCGCCUGGGGAUGGGCAGCAGCGGCAGGCCUCCUGUCCCAGCCAGCAGCACUGGCGGCGGUGUCGGCGGUGAGGGGGCCGGGGCUGGUUCCCUAGUACCGGCUGCUGGCAGCACGGCCUCCAGCGACGGUGGUACAGGUGGUGACGGCGGCGCUGGAUCUAUCCUUCAGGACGCGGGGCGGAUGCAGUGGCAACGUGCUGUGCGGCUGUCCGUGAGCACCAUCCGGACGGGGGCGCGUGGCGGCACAUCGGUGCAGCCACGAUCCGCAUCUAUCAGGCGACCCCAGAAACGCUGGUACGAGGGCGGACCGGAUGAUGACGAUGAGGACGACGACGUCCUGGAGCCCGGAGCAGCGGGCGCAGGGAACGGCAUGCAGGCUAGCACCUUGGGCGUCGCAACACCGGCCGCCGUGUCGGGCCUAUUUGGCAAGGCAGCUGCGACAGCACUGGCCCUGGCCACGCCGCCUCCACCAGCGCCCGCCGUCACCACCACAGCGGCAUCGCCGCCAGCCCCGCUUCCGUGCUUUAGCUUUGUAGAAGCUGGAAGCAGCGGCGGCGCAGAGAAUGGCACGCCUAGCGCAGGGCUGCUGUCCCGUACAGCAGGCUCCGCUGCGGAUGCAUCCAAGCCUGUAGAAGCUCCCGCAGCUGCUGCCCCGCCGGUCAUCGCAGCUACACGUACAGGCGAAGGUAACUGUACCGCUCCAAGUGGCGCAGCCGCGCCAAGCGCGCCUGCGGGCGGUUCGGCUGUGCCUCUGGGCUUCUCUUUCGGCAAUGCGGUAGCGGCACCAGCGGCUACGCCGACAAGCACCACGGGCGCGGGAGGCGCACCUGCUGAACCCGCCGCUAGCUCGGCACCAGCUGGCGGUGCCAGCACAGCUGCGGCGACCGCUGCCCCUGCUCCAGCUGGCAGUGCCGCCGUUGUGACGCCAGCACCUACCGCUGCUGGUUUUAGCUGCGGUUCAGGCACCAGCGCGGCAGGGUUAUCUACCGGGACCGCCGGCGCUACAGGCGUGGCACCCAGCAUCAGCAUUGCGCCCGCUGCACCAAGCUUUUCGGGUUUUGGAGCCUCGGCGCCUGCCGCACCAGCAUCUGCAGCGAACCUCCUAGCAUCUGCCAGCGCGUUGAAACCAGCCGAGACGUCCACCAGCACGGUGACAGGUGGUACGGGCGGCAGUGCGGGCACGGAUGCUGCUGUGAAGCCCGCCGCAUCAACCGGGUUCAGCUUCGGUACAGCGCCAGCAACGUUUCCCGGUUUCGGUAGCGGGAACCCUACCACCGCCGCACAGCUAGCUGCAAUCGAGACAUCCACGCAGCCCGCUGCAGGGAUUACGACUCGGGGCUUCUCGUCCGGCGGUGCAGGCACCUCCACAACCACCAUAAGCAGCACAGCACCCGCUUCAGCGACUGGAACCCAGCCAGCUAAUCCCUUCGCAGCGGCCUCCAAUUCACUCACUCCCACGCAGCCGUUCACCUUCGGUACCUCUUCGACUGCAGUUCCGGCUGCUGCUGCAAGUGGAAUGACGCGAGGCGCCGCUGGCGCGGAGGAUACGACGGCUGCAACCGCAGUAGGGGCGCCCACGGCACCAGCCUUCGGGGCCACCACUACCGGAGGUAGCGCCGGUGGCGGCGUGUCAUUUUCCUUCGGCACUGCUUCCUCGGCUUCCGCAUCCUCCGGUGACAGAGCCACGCCAACGUUCGGCGUCUCCACGGCCAGUACUACAGCCCCAGCCACAGCCCCAUCUUUGCCGACGUUCGGUGGUUUCGGCGGAGGUUUCGGUGCCACUGCAGCUUCUGCCGCGUCCGCGGCGGCAAGCAGCGCCAUGCCGGCGCUUGGUAUGCCAACGGGCUUCGGCAGUACGACAGGGACGCUGACCUUUGGUGCAGCGGCGGCACCGGCCGUGGGAACAGCUGGGUUGCCUGCGACGAGCACUGCCGCGCCGGCUGUUACAGGCGGCUUCAGCUUUGGCGUUGGUUCUUCAGCGCCCGCCACGGGAGCAACUGGAUCAUCAUGCGGCGCGGCCCCGGCCGCCCCUUCUUUUGGCGCGCCCACGUUGGGGGCUCCUGCUGCCGCUCCCGGCGGCGCGGCGCCGGCACCGUCGUUUGGCGGCUUUGGGAUGUCUUCAACUCCCUCGCCGUCUGGCAGCUCAGUCCCUGCAUUCGGGGCGGCGGCAGUCACCCCAAGCUUUGGUGCGACACCGUCGCCUUUUGGGGGUGCGGCUACGAGUGCAUUCCCUGCACCAGCCGCAGCCAGCACACCAACCUUCGGUGCCCCUGCGAGUGCGCCUGCAUUUGGCGCAGCCACCAGCGCACAGGGCUUCGGUAGCUCCGCAAGUGCGCCGGCGUUCGGGUCAACGAGUGCGGCGUCCAUGACACCCACUUUCGGCGGCGGGUUUGGCACAGCCACAUCUCAAUCGGCGGCGUCCAUCAGCUUCGGCAGCACAGCUGCCCCUGCACUGUCAGCGCAGCCGAAUGCCGCAUCCGGCGGGACCACGGCUCCGGCCGCCUCUGGUUUCUCGUUUGGGCCCACCGCCGGCGGAGUGCCGGCACUCACAUUCGGCGGCAGCAGCGCACCUGCCACUAUGAGCUUUGGGACUGCUUCGUCCGGACCUUCCUUCGGCAGCUCUAGCGGGACUGCACCGGCGACGUUUGGAUCCCCUGCUCCGAACACCUUUGGAACGAGUUCCACGCCUUCAUUUGGUUUUGGCUCAGCUCCCGCAGCCAGCGGCUUUGGCGCCGCAUCAGCCCCUGCCUUUGGCUCGAGCUCAGCACCUACGUUUGGAUCAAGUGCAGGCCCCCCGGCCUUUGGUACCAGCUCAACUCCCGGGUUCGGCGUCAGUGCGGCGCCGGCGUUCGGAGCGGGCUCGGCACCAGCCUUUGGGGCCGGCGCAGCUGCUCCGGCGUUUGGGGCACCAAGUGCGGGGUCGUCUCCAUUUGGGGCCACGGCAGCACCCGCUUUCGCCUACCGCGACACCGUCCUUUGGCGCUCCUGCACCAGCACCCUCCUUCGGGGUCCCGCAGCAGAACCCCUCUGCCACAAUGCCCUCUUUCGGUGGAGCGCCAAGCUUCGGCACCGCGCAACAAGCAGCCCCAGCUUUCGGAGCCCCGCCAUCCAUGGGAGCGCCGACUUUUGGGACGGCAGCACCGGUGCCCUCGUUUGGGGCAGCGCCGCCUGCCGGUGGGGAAGGUUUCAGCAUUGGUGCGGCAGGCGGCGACCGACGCCGGGUGACAGCAUCAAGGAACAAGGGGCGUAG